Messenger RNA from Hyposmocoma kahamanoa, 2355 nucleotides. Its product is annotated as transcription elongation regulator 1. Bases 208 to 1644 code for a protein of 478 amino acids. The record is from RefSeq and is a predicted model, not a curated record. Lineage: Eukaryota; Metazoa; Arthropoda; Insecta; Lepidoptera; Cosmopterigidae. Gene Ontology annotation, molecular function: transcription coregulator activity; RNA polymerase binding. The transcript is spliced from 9 exons. Gene Ontology annotation, cellular component: nucleus.
CGACAGGAGAAGGAAAGGCAGGAGAAGGAGAAAGCCGAAAAGGAAAAGGCGGAGAAGGAAAAGGCCGCCAAGCAGGAUAGGAGUAGACCGAUCUCGAGUACGCCCAUUUCGGGUACUCCAUGGUGCGUGGUCUGGACGGGCGACGGGCGCGUGUUCUUCUACAACCCCACGGCGCACUCGUCGGUGUGGGAGCGGCCGGCGCAGCUCAUGGGCCGCGCCGACGUCGAGAAGGCCGUCAGCCAGCCGCCCGACGCGCUGCUGCAGCUGCAGCGCAAGGAGGCCGCAGCUUCGGCGGCGGCGCUGGGCAAGACGGCCAACGGCGAGCUGAAGCGCCCCAACGACUCGUCCAGCGACGACUCUGAACCCGAGCCCGCCAAGAAGGCCAAGCAGGAUGACAGUCAGUUGCCCGCUCUUUCUAGCGCCCUGGACAAAAAACCGCCAGCAACUAAAAUCGACGCAGGCAAAGAGGCAGCCAUCGAGGCGGAGGUACGAGCAGCGAGGGAGAGGGCCGUCGUGCCUCUAGAACAGAGGAUGAGGGCAUUCCGCGCCAUGCUGGAGGACAACAACGUGUCGGCGUUCAACACCUGGGAGAAAGAGCUGCACAAAAUUGUCUUCGAUCCGAGAUACUUGCUGCUUACCUCUAAGGAACGCAAGCAGGUGUUCGACAAGUACGUCCGCGAGCGCGCCGAGGAGGAACGCAAGGAGAAGAAGAAUCGCCUGCAGCAGAAGAAGGCCGCCUUCCGCGCUCUCAUGGACGAGGCCAAGCUGCACUCCAAAUCAUCGUAUACCGAGUUCUCGUCGAAGCACGGCCGCGACGACCGCUUCAAGGCCAUCGAGAAGCCACGCGACCGCGAGACCUACUUCAACGAGUUCAUCGCCGAAGUGCGCAAGCGCGAGAAGGAGGAGAAGGAGAAGAAACGCGAACAGGCCAAAGUGGACUUCAUAUCACUUCUCAAAGAGAAGGCAGUGGACCGACACGCGAGAUGGGCUGAAGCUAAGAAGAAAGUAGACUCUGAGCCAAGGUACAAGGCGGUGGAGAGCAGCGCCAUGCGAGAAGAUUAUUUUAGAGAGUACUGUAGGAUGGUCAAGGAGGAGCGCAAGAAAGAGAAAGACGCCAAAGAGAAAGAACGUGAUCGUAGCAGCAAGAAAGAGAAGAAAGACAAAGAGCGCGAAAAGGAAAAGGAGAGGGACAAGGAGCCAAAAGAGAAAAAGAAAAAAGACAAGAGCGGAGAAAAGCACGAAGAAGAAGAUCAACCGAAGCAGCCAACGCCACCUCCCGACCAAUGGGCCGAAAUCCUCGGCAUUCCUGGCGAAGAACGAGCGAAAAGGAACAGAGAGAAACGCUUGAAACAACAAGCAGAAACAGUAGAGUCCAAAUCGGAAACAGAGAAGUCAGAAUCGAUAUCCGAACAAACGGAGAAUUCCUCUGAAAAAUCUGACACACCCGAAAAAGAGGUCGUAUCACCAAAGCAGUUGCGAUCGUCGAAAAAAGACUUGCAGUCCCCUAUUAAAUCGCCACCUAAAAAGAGAAAAGAAGACUUUAAAUCACCGGAGCCAGAGAAGAAAUCAAGGAAGUCAGAGAAGGUGGAGAAGAUCGAGAAGGUUGAGGUCAAGAGGAAACGAAAAAAGUCCGAAAAGGAAUAGUGUUUAAUUAACGUUUUCGCCAAACGCUGAUUUCUGCGUUAGUGGUUAAGGCCACGAACUUUUUGAGGGUAGUCGCGUUUUGUUUUGUACGUACAAAAAUACUGACAGGACAGUUUUUUAAUAUGAAACAAUAUACAUGCAAGUCAAAGGAACAGUGUAUUUGCUACUACAGUGUAUUAAAACAAACAGUGCAACUAAUGUGAACUUUACAUAGACACACAUAUUUUAUCACUGUACCAGGCCAUGUCUAAUGACGUCAGCAAUUUGCUGUUAUUGAUUUACCUCUGAAUACAAAACAGGGUACGGCAAGCUUAGUAUAAGCACAUAUAGACAAAACCCGCGAGAUUAGGAGAAACUUUUCUCGUUUACCGCUACUAUAGCGCUUUAAUUAGACUAAACUCGCUAGGCUAGAGAAUUUUUUCUCUUGUUUGGCUCGACCAUAGUAUUAUAAUAGACAAAACUCGCGAGAAUGGAAAGUUGUUCUUGUUCACUGACUUUGGCGCUACUAUAGCAUUAUGGUAAACAAAAUUCGCUUGACUAGGUAAUUUUUCUCUAGUGUACCGACUUUUGCUCUACAUAGCAUUAUAAUAGACAAAACUCGUAGAGUAAAGAAACUUCUCUUUUUUACCGACCUUGACGCUGCUGUAUCAUCAUAAUAGAUAAAAGUCGGAGAGUAGAGAAACUCUCGUUUACCAAUUGUGGCACUACUAU